Rosa rugosa (rugosa rose) is the source of this 2125-nucleotide messenger RNA. Its product is annotated as ABC transporter B family member 26, chloroplastic-like. Bases 79 to 2106 code for a protein of 675 amino acids. The transcript is spliced from 18 exons. Gene Ontology annotation, biological process: transmembrane transport. Gene Ontology annotation, cellular component: membrane. NCBI's taxonomy places the organism in Eukaryota, Viridiplantae, Streptophyta, Magnoliopsida, Rosales, Rosaceae. Gene Ontology annotation, molecular function: ABC-type transporter activity; ATP binding; ATP hydrolysis activity. The record is from RefSeq and is a predicted model, not a curated record.
UUUCCGGCGCCAAAAGGCGCGAGUGCCAAAUGCGGGCUGUGCCAAGAUUACCGAAAUAACCCCCGGUAGCUCUCAAAUAUGCACUAUGAUAUGGCGCUGUUCCAGUCGAAUCUUCGCUCUCUGAGCCGCAGUCACUUGCCCACUCUCUCCACAAAACCGAAACCCCAAAUUCCAAUCCACAGCAUCAGCGUCGCUUCAAAACGACGCCGCUUCGGCAUCCGAAACAACUCGCGCCGGUUCUUCUUUUCGCCGGAAAACGGCAUUUCUACUCCGGUGGCGGCGGCCGUCAAUUGGUGGAGCCUAACCGAGGAGGAGGAGGAGGAGGAGGAGAAAGAGCAAAUCACGGCGGCGAAGCCAGUCACGAUUCUGCGUGCUGUUCAUCGAAUGUGGAAUUUGAUCGAGACUGAUAGAUGGAUUGUGUUCGUUGCUUUUGGUUCACUGAUUAUAGCAGCGCUCUCGGAGAUCUCAAUACCGCGGAUAUUGACGGAGUCUGUGUUUUGUGCUCAAAGUGGGAAUGCUGCGGUGUUCUUCAGGAACUCGAAGCUUCUAGCAGUGUUGUGUAUCACUUCAGGGAUAUGCAGUGGCCUGCGAAGUGGUUGUUUUGGGAUUGCAAACAUUGUGUUGGUUAAGCGCCUCAGGGAAACCCUAUACUCAGUUGUUCUUGUCCAGGAUAUAUCCUUUUUCGACAGAGAAUCAGUUGGUGAUUUGACAAGCAGACUUGGGGCAGAUUGUCAACGAUUAUCGCUUGUCAUUGCAAAUGAUAUUAACUUGAUAUUACGUAAUGGGCUUCAGGGAACUGGUGCACUGAUCAAUCUGCUUAUAUUAUCUUGGCCUCUUGCAUUAUCAGCACUGGUUAUAUGCGGUGUUUUAUCUGUGAUUUUUCUUCUUUAUAGCAAGUACCAAAAGAAAGCUGCAAAAUUAACCCAAGACUUCACUGCUGGGGCCAAUGAAGUUGCACAAGAGACACUUUCUCUGAUGAGAACAGUCCGGGUUUUUGGAACAGAAAGGAAAGAAAUUGGAAGGUUCAAGGGAUGGCUAGACAAGGUAGCGUUUAUAAACAUUCGAGAGAGUAUGGCUCAUGGGUUCUGGAGUAUGAGUUUUCAUACCCUGUAUCGGUCAACACAGGUUAUUGCUGUGGUGUUAGGAGGCAUUUCUAUUAUGAGUGGUCGUGUAUCACCUGAGCAACUAACUAAGUAUGUAUUGUACUGUGAGUGGUUAAUUUAUGCAACUUGGAGGGUCACAGACAAUUUAUCAUCAUUAGUCCAGUCUGUUGGAGCAAGUGAAAAGGUUCUCCAGUUGAUGGACUUGUUGCCUAGCGACCAGUUCGUAUCAAAAGGUGUAAAGUUGCAGAGGGUAAUGGGACAUAUUCAGUUCGUAAACGUUUCUUUUCACUAUCCUUCUAGGGCAAAAGUCGCCAUUCUAGAGGACAUAAAUAUUUCCAUACAAGCAAAUGAAGUGGUUGCAAUUGUUGGUCUGAGUGGUAGUGGAAAAAGCACAUUAGUCAAUCUCUUGCUUCGUCUUUAUGAACCAAUUAAUGGUCAGAUUAAUAUUGAUGGUAUCCCUAUCAGAGAGUUGGAUAUCAGGUGGCUGAGAGGGAAAGUUGGAUUUGUGUCGCAGGAACCAAAUCUAUUUCACAUGACCAUCAAGUCAAACAUUAAAUAUGGUUGCUCCGAUGAUAUUAAGGAGGAAGAUAUAAAAUCGGCUGCAAAGCUAGCUUAUGCUCAUAACUUCAUCUCAUCUCUUCCUGACGGAUAUGAUACCCUAGUUGAUGAUAACUUACUCAGCGGUGGGCAAAAGCAGCGGAUUGCGAUUGCUAGGGCCAUUCUUAGAGACCCAGCUAUAUUAAUCCUCGAUGAAGCUACCAGUGCCUUAGAUUCUGAAGCCGAACAUCACAUUAAGGGGGUUCUUCAUGCAAUGAGGAAUGAUGUUAAAGCAAGAAGAACCGUCAUUGUCAUUGCACAUAGGCUUUCAACCAUAGAAGCUGCUGACAGAACCAUCGUAAUGGACGGAGGCCGAGUCACUGAGAUGGGUGAGCAUGCAGAACUCCUCAAGAAGGAUGGGGUCUAUGCAAAAUUGAUUAGAGCUCAAACAAAUGCUUUGGCUUGAUUGAAGUACAGCUUCAAUC